This is a messenger RNA of Cynara cardunculus var. scolymus (artichoke), 1922 nucleotides long. RefSeq names its product CBL-interacting protein kinase 2-like. Gene Ontology annotation, biological process: signal transduction; protein phosphorylation. NCBI's taxonomy places the organism in Eukaryota, Viridiplantae, Streptophyta, Magnoliopsida, Asterales, Asteraceae. The record is from RefSeq and is a predicted model, not a curated record. The transcript is spliced from 2 exons. Bases 402 to 1712 code for a protein of 436 amino acids. Gene Ontology annotation, molecular function: protein kinase activity; ATP binding.
GGAUCUCGCAUAGGAAAUACUUUCGCAGUUUCUCGAUCCAAUCUCAUCGCCGUUCUGCAAUUCACGCUUCAAAGAGAAGUUCACAUAUAGCAACUGUCAACUACCUGGGAAUGCGGAAUGAUGUGUUCAAACGUUGGUAAUCUCUUCACUAAGACCUGCAUGGUUGCAAGUCCAUAUGAACAACUGGUGCUCCUUGAUGAAGUUGGAUUCGAACAUCAGAACACAUUCAGUCGAUAUGCUCACAUGCACAAUGAAGCUGCACUUUGCAGGGUUCCUGUCCUUUUGAAGAUUGAGCUUGUUGAAGACGGUUAGGUCUUCCGUUCAAGAAUCCUGCUUGUGUAAAAAAAUAAUCUGUGUUAGCAGGAGAUAAGUUUGCAGUACUUUACUAGGGUUUCUUUAAAAUGGAGAAUGUGGGAAAUGUGUUGAUGCAAAAGUAUGAAUUCGGGAAAAUGCUUGGUCAAGGUAAUUUUGCUAAAGUUUAUCAUGGACGUGACUUGAAAUCGGGCGAAAGUAUAGCCAUUAAAGUAAUUGACAAGGAAAAGGUUUUGAGGGUUGGACUGAUUGAUCAGACCAAGCGGGAGAUAUCCGUUAUGGGACUGGUAAAACACCCAAAUAUAGUGCAGCUUUAUGAGGUCAUGGCCACCAAAACAAAGAUUUACUUUGCAAUGGAAUAUGCAAAAGGUGGGGAGCUAUUUGACAAGGUGUCUAAGGGAAGGCUCAAGGAAGACAUUGCUAGGAAGUAUUUUCAACAACUAAUCUGUGCCGUUGAUUUUUGCCACAGCCGAGGUGUCUUUCAUCGUGACUUGAAACCAGAAAACCUGCUGCUAGACGAUAAUGGAAGUCUAAAGGUGACAGACUUUGGGUUAAGUGUUCAUUCGUCAUGCACUCGGAUAGAUGGAUUGCUUCACACAACGUGCGGCACUCCAGCCUACGUUGCGCCUGAAGUAAUUAGCAGAAAAGGCUAUGAUGGUGCUAAAGCUGACAUUUGGUCUUGCGGGGUGAUUUUAUUUGUCCUUCUGACGGGUCAUCUUCCAUUUAAUGACUCAAACAUCAUACAGAUGUAUAAAAAGAUAAGCAAGGCUGAUUAUAAAUGUCCUAAUUGGUUUCCACCAGAAGUUCGUAGACUGCUCAAAAGAAUUCUUGAUCCGAAUCCGGUUACUAGGAUUUCCAUGAAAAAGAUCAUGGAAAACCCCUGGUUCAGGAGAGGAUUAGACACGAAGCAGACGAGCAACACUGUGGAAAAAGAAAUGCCUUCAAUAAAUGCUGAUGCAGUCUUCAGUCCUUCAGAAAAAUCUUUUGAGCCAAAAAAGCCAGAUUUCACCAAGGUCUCUAGUCUUAAUGCCUUUGAUAUCAUUUCUCUGUCAACCGGAUUUGACUUGUCUGGUUUGUUUGUUGAAAAUGAUGAAAAAGAUGAAGUGAAAUUUACUUCCACUGAACCUGCCUCAGCUAUCAUAUCCAAAAUGGAGCAAAUUGCCACACGGUUAAAGCUGGAAGUAGGUAUGAAGAAGGGAGGGCAGUUAAAAUUCAGGAGACCAAGUGAAGGUAGAAAUGGGCCACUAUCCAUUGAUGUGGAAAUAUUCGAAAUCACUUCCUCCUUUCAUUUGGUAGAGGUGACAAAGUCGUGCGGUGAUACAUUGGAGUAUCAAAAGAUAUUAAAACAGGACAUAAGACCAGCUCUCAAGGAAAUUGUUUGGGCCUGGCAUGGUGAGUAACCAUAACAUUGGUAACUAGUUACCAUAGAAGCAUUUUAUCUUCCAGAAAUUUCCGAACUUUUCAAUUGCUUUUGUAUCUUUAUCAUGUAAUCUCAAGAUAUCCCUAAUUUGUUCUGUGUCAACCUUGCUAUGAAGAUCGCUAAUAUAAGUGAGAACUUGUUUAGAUUUGUGUUAAAACCCUCUUGUUCUAUUGUUAAUUGUUAUCCCCCC